UCUUAUUUUUCGUCGCAAGUUUUGAUUCUUUUGCUUUAUUUUAAUUGAGAUAUUUGUAAUACAUUAUUUUUGAGACAAUUUUGGUAUUUUUGAAGAAACCUAGAUUGUUUAUUGACCUUUGAAAAUUAUUUUUUCUUUAUUAAUUAUUAUUUUUAUAAUGAAUUCCUUAGUGAAUCUUAUUCGAAUAUCAAGAAUGACUUCUCAAGCCAAUCGAUUAAUACAUCGAUUUAUUUCUACAUCUAAAAAAAACCAAGAAAUUUGCGUGACUGAUGCUGAAAUUUCUCAACAAGAACCACCUAAACGAAAUUGGCAAUCUUAUGGUUUUGAAAAAGAUGAUGAGACAGCUGAUUUAAAUGCCAUGCAUUCUACAGCCUUUUUUUCAGUCACUCUUUGUUUAGUAGGCGGUGCUUUUAUUUUUGCCUACAUGCCUGAUUACAAUUAUAAAGGUUGGGGUGAAAGAGAAGCGUUCCUCGAGUUAAGAAGAAGAGAAGAACAAGGUUUACCACUUAUUGAUCCAAAUUAUAUUGAUCCCAGCUUAAUCAAUCUACCUAGUGAUGAAGAAUUAGGAGAUACAGAGAUUGUAAUUUAAAAUGUUUUUAAUGCAAGAAAUGUGUCAAACACAUUCAUUUUUUUAGUGAAUUAAUGAAGUAUAUUUCAAUAUGAAAUAACUCGCAGAUUUGAUUGUAAAAUAAAUGUAAUAAUUAUGUUAUCAAA
Molecule: messenger RNA, 714 nt
Organism: Daktulosphaira vitifoliae (grape phylloxera)
Lineage: Eukaryota; Metazoa; Arthropoda; Insecta; Hemiptera; Phylloxeridae
Gene: NP15.6
Product: NADH dehydrogenase [ubiquinone] 1 beta subcomplex subunit 11, mitochondrial
Exons: 2
Coding region: 158-589 (143 amino acids)
Source: RefSeq, a predicted model, not a curated record